Molecule: messenger RNA, 4439 nt
Organism: Acanthoscelides obtectus
Lineage: Eukaryota; Metazoa; Arthropoda; Insecta; Coleoptera; Chrysomelidae
Source: the annotation of a GenBank genome assembly
CUCUCCCCGGCGAUGCAUCGGUACCACUUGGAUAGAAGUACCACUAAGCACAGGUGGGAGGGCGACUCGCGGUCUACUCUAUUCACCACGUCGGGUACGAUCGCCGAAUUGUAUAGACAAGCUCGUUGUGGUGCCGUGGUACUACCUACCCGUUGGUUCGUAUCUUCCGCGUCUCUUUGGUGAUUCGGGUACUGCCUGUAAGCGAAAGUGCUGCCGCGCGCGAGAUGCGUCGUGACACAGUGACCCAUUAGGGCUGCAGAUCGACCGCCGUCGCAAAGUUUUACUUUCGUUCGAUUAUUGCGUGGGUACUACUUUCGUUUACUUAUUAAAAGGUUCUAAGGCAGACGAAGAUGGCCAAAGCAGACAAGAAAAAGAAAAUGUCCGAAAAAGGCGGCGCGGGCGUGCAGAAAUCCACCAACGGAGACUCAAAAGCCGUCAACAUCGAUUCGAUGACUUGGAAGGAGCGGUACGACUUCCUGGUGGAUAACAUCACCGUGGAGCCCAUGUUGGCUUGCUACAUCAUCCCCAGCGUGUUGGCCAGUUUGGCCACGCAGAAUCUCAAUUUGGAGAAGGCGUGUCGCGUGAACUUGGCGUACUCCGAAGAGGUCUGUGAUGCUCUAACAGCAAGAAGAACUCAAAACUAUACGAUGGAAGAGAAACAAGUACAACAAUUGGUAGCGUCUAUGGGAGUUUGGAAGACGAUGUUGCAGAGCGCCUUACCAGCGUUCCUUAUCAUGUUCGUAGGUUCUUGGAGUGACAGGUGGGGAAAACGGAAACCUUGCAUGCUCUUCCCAAUAUGUGGGGAAUUCAUGACAGUUGUUGGACUGAUGGUUUGCACGUAUUUCUUCGACGAAUUACCGAUGGAAGUGGCUGGAUUCGUCGAAGGUUUCUUCCCAGCUAUUACUGGAGGAUGGUUCACCAUGUUCAUGGGGGUGUUCAGUUACAUUGCUGACGUCACCACUGUUGACGUAAGGACGCUUAGGAUAGGUAUAGUGAACGUCUUCUGCUCGCUGGGAAUCCCCGUGGGCCUAGCCUUGAGCGGCGUCCUGUACAAAAAAAUAGGCUUCUACGGGGUGUUCUCCAUCUCAGCCGUCAUGUACGUCAUGGCCUUCUACUAUGGAUACACGCGCGUCAAGGAACCGAAGAAACUGGACGUUCCGACGUUGCCGGAUCGAAGCUGCGCGUUCAUCAGGGAUUUCUUCGACGUGAAGCACCUGUUGGACACUUUCAAGGUCGCGUUCAAGGAAGGCGAGAACAAGAGGAAGGUCAAGGUCAUGUUGCUGAUGCUGGUGGUUAUGGUGGUGAUUGGACCGAUGCAUGGUGAGAUGAGCGUUGCCUAUCUCUUCACAAGAUUCAGAUUCAAUUGGGACGAAGUGGACUUCAGCGUUUUUUCGACCUACAGCAUGGUUACAAACCUGAUAGGUACCUCGAUUUCUGUGGGCGUAUUCAGCCACCUUUUGAAAGUAGACGAUGCUAUUGUGGGGAUUUAUUCCUCUAUGAGCAAAAUUCUGUCGAGCUUUGUGUAUGGAUUUGCGAAGACACCACUGGUAUUUUAUUUAGGUGCCAUUGUUGAAAUUCUGAACGGCACUUCUUUCAUUGCCAUGCGAUCUAUUGCCUCCAAACUAGUUCCUACUGACGAACUUGGAAAAGUGAAUUCUCUGUUUGGCGCCUGUGAAUCCCUGAUGCCAUUGGUGUAUGGUCCGAUGUACAGCGCCACCUAUGCGGCAACGAUCAACACUAUGCCCGGGGCGUUUUUCAUACUCGGAGGAUUUCUGACGUUUCCAGCGGUUAUUAUAUUCGGCUGGAUGUACCUUCAAGCCAGAAGAGAACAGAAGCAGCAGAAGGUGAAAGAUGACAUUGAAAAACAGAUCAAGCCAGAAGGCAGCUCGAUCAUCAGUGACAUUCUGGCGGCUCCCACGAAACAAGCGCAAAGUGGUUUGCCGAUUGGAACUCCGAUUUUGAACGGUUUCAGGAAGGCGAUUCAAACCGAAGGAAACGGCGUCGCGAAAGAUGUUAAAGAGAAUGGCGUUAGUAAUCCUGCGUUUGAAAUGGAAAAGUGAUAAAUUCAGAUUUUUUUUAUAAUGUCUUCGUGUCGAUUGUUGAUGUAUUUAUACGUUUUUAUACCUCUGAUUGAGGUUGAUUCAGCUCUGCCUUAUUUCGUCGUCCACCUAAACCGUGCUGAUGAUUAACAAUAAGCAUGAAACAGCUGUCCACGGUUGGUCGGAUAUCCAGAAAAUGGAUAUACAGAAGCAAGACAUAUCAACUGGUAUGCUUCUGAAAUAGAACUUUCUGCAUUGAAGAAUCCAGAAAAAAAUAUAGUUUUGUCCUCAGAAGUAUUUUUUCAGAACAUAAGAAACACUACUCGUAUAUACCCUUAAAAAGUAGAGACGAAUUUGACUUCGGUGACCACGAGAAGACAGACAAUGAGAAUAAAAUUAGAGAGAGAUAGACUGGUCAAACCAAUCGGCAGCGUGUUGUCCUCAUUUGGUGAGAGAUGCCUGCGGUGUUGCCAGAAAUAUAGCUCAUUUUAGAAGAAUUUGUUAUUGUUCAUAAAGCUAUGCAUUUUUUGAUCAAAUCUACUUUUGUUUAGACUUACAUUUAUUCAUCGUGGUGAUAUUUAUUAUCCAUUUGCACAUUUACAGUGUCUAUGAAAUUCGGUAGAUUCAAUGACAAAAAUUCGGUAGGAGGAACAAAUAAGUCCGUCACGAGAAGUGCGUUGGAUCAAGGGAUAGUUCUUUAUUAUAUCUUGUACAAUGAGCUUUUCAAACUCCUUUGCAACCAUCAUUGAAACUCCGUUUACUAUUCUUGUUUGUAACAAGAAAAAAAAACGAUUUAUGGAAAGGAAUAAGAGAUAUGCGUACCUACAUAUUUGUAGGCAACCCAAAUCUACGUCCUCCUGCCGUCAGCCUAAGAAUAGGCUUAUGUAUGUCGGAUAUGGGACAUAUAACUAUAUGCACUGCAUAGCAUCUUUUCAGCUUUAUUUUUGGCUUCAGCUCUUUUUCGGAAGAAAACCUGGAUGUAUCUGAAUUAUUUUGAAAAAUCACGCAAAAUAAGAAUGUUUUCGGUAUUUCGGUAAAUGUCUCAUUUCUGUAGAAAUAGCGAAAAAUUAGUAGGUUCGGCAACACUGACACCAAAGUAUUCUCAUUUUAUAUCAGCAUUGCCAGAUCUUGUAAAAUUUCACCAGAUCUGGUGAAUUUAUGAAUUAUUUAAGUUGUAUACAAACAUUACAAAUAUAUUUUUUUCGUUUACAACUAGUAAUGCAGCUUGAAAUGAUAACUUUUAAAAUUCUUGUUGAUUUUUUUAAAUCUGGUGAUUUUUCAUUUCAAUUUCUGGCGAAUUUAAUUAUUUUGACCUGGCAACACUGUUCUGUAUGUACCUUGCACGAACUAUUUGUGCAAGUAUAUAAAUCACAAAAUGUACCCUACAUUCUGCUGAUUGUUUCACGUUUACCAGUGAAUUUCAUAGAAAAUAAUAUUCGUAGACGCUUAGUCAGCAUUCACGUUUUAGCAAAUGAGGACUGAGUCAAAUAUUGCCUAGCGGUGGUCAUAUUAUGUAAAAAUAAAUAAGACUAGCACUACUCUGUUCAACUGAGUAUAAUUUAGCUAAAUAUUUUAUGGCAACUUGGCAACACACAGAUUGCUGUCUUGUAUUAAAUGUGGCAAUGAGGCACCAGUAAUGCAGCUCAAACGAACUUAAACAAACAAAAACGUUUCGCGCAGUGUCCUCUCUUGGUAUACCUUUCUUUCGCCCUAAAUAUUUCAUAAGAUAGUAACGUCAUUUUUUAUUUGGACGAUGCAGAAUUGUAAACUGUGUAUCAACAGUUGGAUAACCCAAUUUAAUCAAACAAUUGGACCAAAUAUUCUGUUGGAAUCAAUUGGUAACUAGCUUAUUAAGGUUCGAUGUUACAUCACGACAUCUCAUACACAACUUAAAAAUCGAAAUCAAGUAAUGAAAAUAGAGUUUUAUAUUUAAGAACUCUGAAUUUUGAUGACUGAAUAUGAUCAGCUUGUACAUAUUGACAAAUUUUUCUUCUUUCUUAUAGUCUUUAGUCUCGGUCCUUUAAAUAUCACAAUGUUGGAGGAUAUUAUUGUAUGAUUACUCUAAGUACCUAGAUAUAUUUAUUACAUAAUUUUUGUAUUUCAACAAGAUAACAAAUGGUAAAUUCCCAAUCCGAACUCGCCAAUUAUUGAAGAGAAUUGAUAUCCAACCAGACCACUUUUUGUGCAGCGGAACGUAUGGAUGGUUGCCUAUCGUCAGGAAAAACAGCUUUGCCAUUUGUCAUAAUUGUGGAAUUUUAUGGCGCCUAUGGUGUCAGUCCAUUUUGUGAUAAUAAUUUAGUAUUUAAACGUUUAUUGUAUUUUAUUGAAGAGAUUAUAUAUUGCAUUUUUUUGUGAUAGAGUAUUAUACUAGCUAUUAUUAAUAAAUAUAAAUUCUAUUUG